AUGACGAUGCUCCAAGUGCAGCUGAGUGCCAACUACAAGAGAUACAGAGGAAUGGCUCAUGGAAUCAUGUAUGCCGGUGCCACACUGUCUUCGUUUGUCAUCCCGCCGUUGCUACUCUUUUUGCUUAGACACUACGACUUUCAAAGUACACUGCUAUUGUUUGGAGGCGUCCUGCUUCACACCUUUCCAAUCAGUCUCAUUUUGAAUAUCCAGCAGAAGAACAAUCGUGAGUUACAGUGUAAGCAGCAAGGGGCAAAAUGUGACGAGUUGCACAUUCCCAACAAUAACAUGUGUGAGGAAAUUCCAAGCAACCAUGAAGCGUUAACCGUACAGGGAACUUCCCUACUGAAAGUUGUUUCAGAACUGCUACGUCUCCCGACUUAUUACACUAUUGUCAUCUCGUGGCUAGUCAUGUGCUACAAUGUCGACAUUUUUGCGGCGACGAUCGUCGACUUUGCUACCGACAGGGGAGCUUCGAAACCUGACGCGGUCUAUCUGCUCUCCUACAUGGCCAUUCCAGACCUUCUCGGGCGCCUCUUUUUGCCCCUUCUUGCAGACCAAGAGUACUUGCGUCGAAGCACACUAGUUGCCUGCAACUUUUUUUUCAUGGGAAUGGCCGUCCUGAUAUUGCCCGAUGUGAGUUCGUAUGUUAGUCUGGUGACUGCAACUCUGGCAAUUUCCUGUUUCUUGGGAACUGCGUUGACCAUGCACGGUGUUGUGAUGGCGGACAAUGUUGGCUUGAAAAGGCUGCCGGUAAGCUACGGCCUCACUGGUGCUUUGUGUGGACCUCUGCUUUUCGCCAAACCUUUUUUUAUUGGUAAGUAA
Messenger RNA from Ixodes scapularis (black-legged tick), 825 nucleotides. Its product is annotated as monocarboxylate transporter 12-like. The transcript has a single exon. NCBI's taxonomy places the organism in Eukaryota, Metazoa, Arthropoda, Arachnida, Ixodida, Ixodidae. The record is from RefSeq and is a predicted model, not a curated record. Gene Ontology annotation, molecular function: monocarboxylic acid transmembrane transporter activity. Gene Ontology annotation, biological process: transmembrane transport. Bases 1 to 825 code for a protein of 274 amino acids.